Molecule: messenger RNA, 1040 nt
Organism: Dendronephthya gigantea
Lineage: Eukaryota; Metazoa; Cnidaria; Anthozoa; Malacalcyonacea; Nephtheidae
Product: cytochrome c oxidase assembly factor 7-like
Exons: 3
Coding region: 96-746 (216 amino acids)
Cellular component (GO): mitochondrial intermembrane space
Molecular function (GO): protein binding
Source: RefSeq, a predicted model, not a curated record
UUUACAUUGCAAAAUUCCUUGCAGUAACUUUCUAGGAUUUAAUACCUCCAAGUUAUAAAAGAAAGAUUUUCUCAUUUUCUCUGAAAUUUAAUGAAAUGUCCGGAUUUGACUUGAGAAAUCCAAAGCAGACUCCAGAAGAAUACGUGGACCAACUGAGAACAAUAUUGGAACAUGACUGUCUUGGGGCUAGAAAAAAAGAAUCUUGCCACCAACUGGGUGAAUUCUACCAAGCUGUAGAACGAAACAAUUCAAAAGCAAGAGAUAUUUUCAAGAAAAAUUGCGAAGAGCUAGAUUUUCCACAAAGUUGCUUCUCUCUAGGGAUUAUACACCUAACUAAUAAAGAUGAUAGAAAGCCACUUGAUGCUCUAAUGUUGUUUAACAAAGCAUGUGAAAGAAAUGUUUGGGGUGCCUGUAAUAAUGCUGGACUGCUUUAUCAAAAAGGAGAGAAACACUUUCAUGUACCAAGGGAUAUGGAAAAAGCUUUGCACUCCUUCAAUAAAGCAUGCGAUGGUAACUUUCGUAAUGGAUGUUUUAACCUAAGUGUGGUAUAUUUAACUGGAAAUCAUGGUAUAGAGAAGGACAUGGUUAAAGCAUUGGAAUAUUCUGUAAAAAGUUGCAAGUUGGGACAUUCAUGGGGUUGUAUAAAUGCAAGCCAGAUAUAUUCACAAGGAGAUGGAGUGGAAGUUGAUUUGGAGAAGGCAAAAUUGUUUAAAAAUCUUGCAAAGGAAUGUAAUGGAAAGGGGUGAAAUGGUAGGGUAGACAGCCAUGUAUUGCCUGUUCAGGCAAGUAUCAAAUGGAUCAGUUUUCUAAACCAACCUUCACUGUAAUGUUGUUAGCUUGCGUGCAGUCCUAAAUAAAUAGGGCAAAAGAAUUUUCUCACAUUGAGCCUCAUCUCAAGAAAGCUAAUGAUGACUUUCUGUUCCACUGCUAAUGAUUUAAUAAAUACAAAUACACAUGGACUUUUCUUCUUUUACCUAUAAUUAAUAACAGUGUAUACAGUACUUUGAGACACUGCUAAAACCAACAUAAUAAUAAAUUAA